CCUUCUCUCGCUUUGAUUCGUGCGCAGACAGAGGAGGUAUUUAGAUGCAGGGCUUGCCUUUGGCAGCUCAAAGUUGCUGAAGCUUUUCUCCUCCAAGAUCGUGAUAUUAUUUGUGUUGCUGGGACUGGGAAGGGCAAAACUCUCACAUUCUGGAUGCCUCUACUAUUUGACUCCACCAGUGUACAAGUCGUGAUUACUCCUUUGAAUUUACUUGGCGAGCAAAAUGUCAUGGACCUCAAAAGAGCGGGAAUUUCAGCUAUAUCUAUACAUGCAGAAACUGCAACAGCAUAUAACUUUCAGGCAAUAGAGAACCUGGAGUAUCGAGUUGUCGUUAUCAGUCCUGAACAGGUUAUGAAGGAUGGCGGAGGUUUCGAGACACUACUCAAAAAUCCUUUGUUUGUGUCACACAUGAUGGGCAUGGUUAUAGACGAAGCUCAUUGUGUCAGCUCAUGGGGAGAAUUUCGCCCAGAAUACAAGGAGCUUGGUAGACUAAGAUUCAUCCUCCCCCUAGAGAUACCAUUUCUCGUGACGUCUGUGACUCUCUCCUCGUCCACACUGCAAGAUGUCACCAGACUUCUCCAUCUACAGAGCGGGGAUAAACUCAUCACUAUUCAUUGA
This is a messenger RNA of Suillus discolor, 618 nucleotides long. RefSeq names its product P-loop containing nucleoside triphosphate hydrolase protein. Gene Ontology annotation, molecular function: four-way junction helicase activity; 3'-5' DNA helicase activity; ATP binding. NCBI's taxonomy places the organism in Eukaryota, Fungi, Basidiomycota, Agaricomycetes, Boletales, Suillaceae. Gene Ontology annotation, cellular component: chromosome; cytoplasm. Gene Ontology annotation, biological process: double-strand break repair via homologous recombination. The annotation marks the transcript as partial. The record is from RefSeq and is a predicted model, not a curated record. The transcript is spliced from 2 exons.